This is a messenger RNA of Mus pahari (shrew mouse), 5340 nucleotides long. RefSeq names its product RNA binding motif single stranded interacting protein 2 (gene Rbms2). The transcript is spliced from 16 exons. Gene Ontology annotation, molecular function: poly(U) RNA binding; mRNA 3'-UTR binding; poly(A) binding. The coding region runs from base 381 to 1523 and encodes 380 amino acids. The record is from RefSeq and is a predicted model, not a curated record. NCBI's taxonomy places the organism in Eukaryota, Metazoa, Chordata, Mammalia, Rodentia, Muridae. Gene Ontology annotation, cellular component: nucleus; cytosol; ribonucleoprotein complex.
AGAAAACGCCACACUUGCAAAGAGAGAUGAGAGCGAGCGGGAUGCGGGAGCCACGUAGUGACCUUCCACGUUCGAAGGCCAGAGGCGGCCGGUGCGCACUUACAGGCUGUGCGGGCUGCAAACACCCCAGUCACGGACACGCGCUGGCGAUAGGGUGUCUCCUGGAGUGCCCGAGGAUGCCCUUGAUUCUCUGAUCCUUCUGCUUCUACCUCAAGUGUAGGGAUCAGAGUAGACCUACGUCACCUUCCCCACCUUCAUUCCAGGCUAGGGACUGAGCCAAAGGACCCUGGCCUGCCAGCUCAGAGACAACAACCUAACUCUGUGAACAUCAUUUGGCUUGGCUAUAAAUUCCACACCUGCUCCGUAACAGUAAAGAAAAAAUGCUGCUAUCAGUGACUUCCAGGCCUGGGAUUUCGACUUUUGGCUAUAACAAGAACAACAGGAAGCUAUAUGUGGCUCAGCAAAUGGCACCUCCGAGUCCAAGGAAUAGCACCCCCAACAGCAGCAGCGGGAGUGGUGGGAACGACCAGCUGAGCAAAACCAACCUGUAUAUCCGAGGACUGCAGCCAGGCACCACUGACCAGGACCUUGUCAAGCUCUGUCAGCCGUAUGGCAAGAUUGUUUCCACUAAGGCCAUCCUGGACAAGACCACAAACAAGUGCAAAGGCUAUGGCUUUGUGGACUUCGACAGUCCGUCCUCAGCACAGAAGGCUGUAACUGCACUGAAAGCCAGUGGUGUGCAGGCACAAAUGGCAAAGCAACAGGAGCAAGACCCUACAAACUUAUACAUCUCAAACCUUCCUCUGUCAAUGGACGAGCAAGAACUGGAGGGGAUGUUGAAACCCUUCGGCCAGGUCAUCUCCACUCGGAUCCUUCGAGACACUAGUGGGGCCAGCAGAGGGGUCGGCUUUGCAAGGAUGGAGUCCACCGAGAAGUGUGAAGCCAUCAUUUCCCACUUUAAUGGAAAGUAUAUAAAGACGCCCCCUGGAGUAGCAGCACCUUCUGACCCUUUGCUUUGCAAAUUUGCUGACGGCGGGCCAAAGAAACGACAGAACCAAGGAAGAUACAUGCAAAAUGGACGGACCUGGCCGAGGAACGGAGACAUGGGUGGUAUGGCCUUGACCUAUGACCCCACCGCAGCUCUUCAGAAUGGGUUCUAUGCAGCAGCCCCUUACAGUAUCGCCCACAGCAGGAUGCUUGCUCAGUCUGCACUAGCCCCAUAUCUUCCAUCUCCUGUGUCUUCCUAUCAGGGCUCAGUUCUGACACCAGGGAUGGACCACCCCCUCUCUCUCCAGCCUGCCUCCAUGAUGGGACCUCUUACCCAGCAGCUGGGUCACCUGUCACUCAACAGCCUGGGCACGUUCAUGCCAGCAGCUGCUGCUAUGCAUGGGGCUUACAUCUCCCAGUACCCAGCUGUGCCUUCUUCCAGUGUUUCUGCUGAGGAGAGCAAUGGUCAGCAGAAUCAACUGGCAGUGGAGCCCCCCUCAGACCACGGGGUCUAUCCUUUCCAGUUCAGCAAGUAAUGAGGUUCAAACCUGGGGAGAGAAGCCUGUGCCCUCGUCCUUUGGCUCCUUCUCGUGGCUGAUGGAACCUGAGGAACCACGUUGGUUUUUUUUUUGAAUGUGCUACAUUCAAGAUCAAAAAGACUUUUUUUUUUCUCUUUUGCAAAAGAAGUUUCUUGCUUUGUAUUUAAUUGCAGCGAACCUUUCUCCUACCCCAAAGAUACCAGUUGAGGUGCUUCUCAUCUUCGAGAGGUUUGGGUAUGUUGGGAUUGCUUAGAAAGGCUUUUAAAAUGGUUUAAGAACAAUCGCAGUGCUGUGAAGUCAGUGAAGGGGCGCUGCUUGCCAGGUUCAGUUAGGGACUAUUUUCAAUGUGUGUUUUAGAUAUGCAGGCUUAAAACUUUUGUUUUGCAAAGCUCUCAGCACACACUUUCCUUGCAUACACCCACCUCCUUCCCACGCACUGUUUAAGGCAAGGUCUCACAGUGCAGUCCUGGCUGACAAUGUACACCAAGCUGGCUUUGAACUCAGAGAUCCUUCCCACUGUCUGAGUGCACCGCCAUGCCUAGCUAGUUUUCUUUUAAACUUCUUCUCCACAUUGUUCUUUUUUUCUUUUCCAUUUAGCUGAGCCUGCCUACUUUGCCCUUUUACAAUUUUUAAUUUUAUGAAUUUGAUUUAAAUUUCAUGUGGAAUUGCGGGGAAGGGAGAGCAACGCACAGGUAGAGGAGUGAGGCAGUGGAGGUUGCUUUCCCUCUGCCCUCCUCUCCUAGGAGCGUUUAGACUUUGACUUCAGGAAGCAGACAUGUGACAACCAUGCAGCCUUUGGAAACCACCUUCAACCAAAUCUGGUGGCAAGUGCCACUGAGAAGUGUCAUCCAGCUUCAGCAUUCUGGGACACCUGUUCUGCCUCCUGGAGGGUCUUGGGUCUUCAUCCUGCCCCAGGUCUCACAGCCCCUGCCCCUGCUGAGGAAGUUCUGCCCUCCACUUUACCAGGAAGUUGUUUUGUCCCCGAGAGGCUGCUGUCUUGUCCCAUCAUCCUUGAUUACCAAGCCUGGGGAAUAUUAUCUGUGCUGGUCCUGAACACCCAACAAUACAGAACCCGGCCCCACUCCUCCACCCCUUAUUCCCUGGCAGUUAUUUGGUGUAGACUAAACCCCAGCCCAGCCCUGGACAUGGAGCCUGUUAGUUCAUGUACUUGACCAGCAGUGCCAUCUGUGACUUUGCCUCCUGGAGGAUCUUUUCUGCCUGGGUUCUCACAGCCUCUCAUCCCAGCUACACAUGGCUGUACUCAAGUGGUACUUGGCUGAAUCACUUAAUUCAGCAGGAGCCAUCUUAUUAGCAGGGCUCACCCUUGGUUGUAUGUACAUGCCAAGUGCACACAGUUUGAAGGGAUGAACUCUUGUGUGUACUGUGCAUGCUUGAGAAUGGACUGAGCUCUCUCUAUGCAGAGUACCCAGCCCAGCCCUGAUGUGUUUGGACCCCUUCCCCAGGGAACCAGAACACCAGAAAUCAUUUUCCUUCUUGUGGAAGGACAACGGGGUGCUAGGAUAGAAAAAGGCAAGACUCACAGCUCCCUGGCCACUCAAAGGUCAGGAGGGACUUGUAAACAUGCCUGCCGUUAACUGUUCCCUUCUGCAAGACUUUCACCACACAAUGUGACUUUUUACAUCACAUCCCUUCAUGUCACAGGUACACCUCCAGUAGACAAAGUAAUGGAGAUGGGGAAGUGUGUCCAGAGGUCAGUGUGAAAGAGGAAGGGCAGAGUAUGGUGAUGGUGAGAAACUGGCUCAGCAGCUCGCACACAGGAAUUGGGACUCCUGGCCUGACUGUGCUGCUGUGCAUUCUAGACUAAGGAAGGGGCUAAGGACAAUGGACAGCAUAAAGUACAAAAUGAUCAGUUUCUUCAUUGGUGUCUCCAAACUCAGGAAGGUCAUACCCAGUUAGUGACCUCUAGCCUUCUGGCCCUCAGUGACAGACUCAGAGCUCUGUCCUGUGGAAAACCUGCUGACAGUCUUGCUGUCAUCGCUGCUCCUUCACUGCCUAUUAAAACUUGUUCCUUUUUCUGUAGUUCUAAAGCAAUUUGAAUGGCUGACAGUUUUAAAAUUUGAAAUUACCUUUUGAGGUUUUCCUUUUGAGUAUACUGGUUAGGGUUCUAGUGUUUCUGGUUGAACAGGUGUGAGCAUGGGAAAUGAGGGGAACCUGUAAUUUUGUUUUUAUAGUGGUUAAUGGCACUAUGUAAUUUCUGCUUGGUGAUUUCCAUCCACUCUUUUUUCCUCAUUAGCUCAUUACUCAGAAAGGUAGUGACUGGAGACAGGAAGUAGGAUGCAGGCCAUGAGGGCUCCUAACACCGUCUCCCGAGUCCUGUGUGCAUGCAGGCCAGAUUGCUCUGCACUCAACAUCUCACAGUGGUUUUGCUUAGAGAGGACUAGAGCUCACAACUGACCUUGUAUGACUCUUCACUAGGCCUACCCCAUCUCACUGGGUCAGACUGUAGAUGGACCGGACUUUUGGAGACAGGUCCUGCUAUUACUUAGGAAUAUGUGGGAACAAUGAUGGGGACCAAGUUUGUGAAGCAAAACAACUUUGAAAAGGGAAAAUGCUCAAUAAUAAAAAUGGGGUGGAAGUGAGGCAUUAUUUGCUAAUGAGGGUUUCGGAAGGACACGUUUGUUUUUGUUUCUUGCCCUCCCAUUUUGUCGCCAAGAGCAAUACAGUUGAGUAAGUAGUAGGCCCAAACUCACCCAGCCCUUUCUAGACCUGAAUUCAGAGGAUAGGGUGAGUCUGGAGGUCUAUACAACCUGUGCUUGUUAGACCAAUUCUUCCCAAAUCAGAGUAAGCCGACCACUCUACUUCUGGGUAACCUGCUUCUUAAAAGUGCCUUUGAUCCCAGAAGUGGAUUCAGGGUCUACAGGAGCCUUUCCUCAGCAGUUAAAACCAAUUUGUCUUCUCUGCUCUUUGCUGAACCUCCUGGAGGUGGUCUCCAUGUGACAGUCAUGAGAAAGCUCGAUGCCCUCAUCACCCUGUGACCACUGCUGAUUGUUCAAAAUAAGCAUUUCCUGUCCAAGCAAAUCCCUAAACUUCCUCAUCAUUACUCAACUACCUCAGUCUCACAACUCAAGGCACACAAGCACCUGCUUGCCUCACAUCAUCCUUUACUGCCCUUGUCUUUGUGGGGCUGGAACAAAUGCAAACUCCUCAGUUCCACAACUCAAACUGCUCCUUCAGGAUCGGCUUCUCUAGUGACAUUGGCUCCUUACAAGAGCCAACUCUCCUCCGUAUCAGUCAGUCCCUGUAGAACAAGCCAGGGACGAUGCUGUGCAGUCAAAUGCCAGUCUUGGAACACAGCUUAAGACCCUAGAGUAAGGACUUGAGUGGUGGUGUUUGCAGUUUGAGAGGGGUGGAGUGGACAUAUCUGCUCCUGCCCCUGUGGGCGGGUCGGGUGAUGACUUCUAGAUGCACUCCUUACCCUGGAGAGAACUUAAUUUAUACUUAAGAUGCAUUUUGUACAUUUCCUCUUUACCCAGAAACCUGUAGUUUCGUACUCUCCCAUGUCUACGCCAACACUACCUCUCGCUCUCUCUGUGGCUGACUUCUGGUUCCAUUUCCUUCUGACUUGGAAGAGCUUUACUUUUGCUAACGUGAACCUUUCUUUUUUAAAUAAAAUACAAAAGUCUCCUGUCUAGUGUCGUCCAUGGUGUAGAGGGGGAGCUGGUGCCUUGCCCGUUCCCGCCCUGCCCCUACAGCGGACAGAGCGAGCACUCACCCAGAGCACAGGUCGACCCAUCACACUCAUUCUCUUGGGGACGGCAACCUAUGCUUCAGAAGAGAAACACACAAUCUUGAG